Molecule: messenger RNA, 1836 nt
Organism: Trichoderma harzianum CBS 226.95
Lineage: Eukaryota; Fungi; Ascomycota; Sordariomycetes; Hypocreales; Hypocreaceae
Exons: 4
Coding region: 1-1836 (611 amino acids)
Source: RefSeq, a predicted model, not a curated record
AUGCAAAAUGAUUCUACAUUAGCUGCUAUCAUUCCUGCCAACGACAGUCCUUGGGUCAUCUGGGAGCAUCCAGCUUCAGAGUCAAGACUUCACUCAUUUUUGAGCUACAGCGCUGACCGCUCCAUCUUCUCCAGCAUGGAACAUAUGGAGAAGAAGUCACCAGCUUGUUUUGAGCCCUCUACAUCGAAAGAUCGAAUACUUGUGAAAGAGAAACCGAGUCCUCUCCGAAUCAUCAAAAGAUGUCGUAGUAGAAAUGGGUACAGCGGGAAGAAUCCCAAGGACAGCUGCUUGCCAUCAUGUUUUGACGUUAGCCCGAUUAACAGCCCACCUGGGGCAUUAAUGUGGUCUGAAGAUGGGACUUUGAAGAUUCCAAGACGGCGGCCAAAGACUAUAAUCGAAGAGAAGUAUAUGAACGAUGCGGCACCAGAUUCACGUCGAUCUUCACAGAGGUCAAGCUUCGGCCACAGUACGGUGAUUAUGGACAACAAUGACAGCAUUAACGAGCAGGAUAAAAAGCAUCGAACCCCAUCUUUUUUUCGCUACCCAGUUAAGUUUACGACCUUUCGACGAAAGCGCCAUAGCGAUAAAGGCAAUUUUGAAAACGCAAAUGAAGAUGCCACCUUGUUGAGGUGUAUACCCCUAAAAGAGGGCAGUGUGCGACUUUACUCUUCCUCCCGAGCAAGCUCCAGAUGUACAAAUAAUGAUCCGAAGAAUACCUACUGCUCCAUGGACUCCUCUUUACUAUCAGACUCCUCACUGCCGGAGAAACCUGGUCUUGUAUUGUCUCCUUAUAUCCGCGUGGAAUCUGAGACGAUGGGAAUAUCCAAAGGUCAACAGCACCUCUGGGCCGCGGUCGAAGUAAGCGGCAGACUCUCCACGGCCAGCAAUGAGCCUGAGACUGAACCUCAGACCACGCCGUGUUUAGAUCAAGAUACUUGCUUGAGGUUCGGCUAUCUCUAUGAUCUCACAGUAGACAUACUACCCACGCCAAAGUCAUCUCUGCUUCAAAUCACUUGUCAACAGCAAUUUCCAAUCACCAUGUUUGCAGGAUCGAGUGUUCUGCUUCUCGUACAUGUAAUGUGCCAGUUGGGGAUAGGAUCUUCUUCUUCACUCUCCUUUGCACCGAAACAGCACAAGCAUAUCAGGCAAAGAUCAGACGAACUAAUGGAAGACCUCGAGCUGCAACUUGGAGAUUCUCUGAUGACUUACAUGAGUAUACGUGUGUCUUAUUCACACUCUGCAUUCCCUUCCAGGUCGACGUCGGUAGGGGCAGUUGAAAUGUCUUCGUUCCAUACCAAACUCAGUACGACUGCGGAAGCAGCCAUAACACCGCACAACGCGCUCUGUCCAUGGUCCCCUCAUCCAAGACCGGUCAAAAGUCAGUUAUUCCCACUGAUUGAACAUCACUGGGGUCCCCAAAAAGCAUCUGACGCGAUGCGACAAAUGUUGGCGCAACGCUCUGCACUAUCUCCAGAUCAUGAUAGAGCUCUAAGAGAGGGAUAUGAGCAGCAUAUGGCACGUGAGCCUCUGCAUCACCCUUAUACUCCAACAAUUUCUCCGAGGCAAACUAGCCUCCAAGGGACGCAGCAGAUGAGAGUAAAAUCGCGCCCUUCAAGUCACCCUCUGUCAGUGAAAAGGGUGUCGCAUGAUUGGGAAGUUGGAAGUAGGGGAGUAUCUGAUGGGAGAAUUCCUGAAAGAGUGAGAUCCCCAUAUGGCGACUGCAACGAGGAUGGAGAAGAUGACAAGAGCGGCAAGGGUCAAGGCCAGAAACAUGGAACUACAGGAGAUAAUGGGAAGAAGAACGCCAGUCUUUGGACUUGGGCAACAUGGUUUUAG